Molecule: messenger RNA, 1006 nt
Organism: Spinacia oleracea (spinach)
Lineage: Eukaryota; Viridiplantae; Streptophyta; Magnoliopsida; Caryophyllales; Amaranthaceae
Product: LIMR family protein Os06g0128200
Exons: 5
Coding region: 574-825 (83 amino acids)
Source: RefSeq, a predicted model, not a curated record
AAAAGCCGCACAAAAUAUUUCUAAAAAGUUUUCCAAAAAAAAUUACAUUUCCCGCUUCUCCUCCUUCCCCUCUCUGGUUCUCUAGGUCCUUCCCAUUCUCUAGUUUCGCGAAAUUCAACAGCUCCUCCCCCUUCUCCAGUUUCGCUAAAUUCAACAUUCACACCGCAAGCCUAGCCGCGCAGUCGUUGCUGUUCCCUCACCGCCGAACGCUUCAUCUUCCAGCCACGUCGCCGAUGAUGUCCCCCCCCCCCCCCGAAUUCUCCCUCUUCCUGCCGCCGCGGCAGCACACAUGCGUUGCUCCUCCUUAUCGCUAAACAAAACCCUAAAAAAUCCCCAAACCCUAGUCAUUUUUUUGCAAUAGCUUCAAUUAAGGAUGCCUAUUUUGUCAUGGUUUUUCAAUUGCUUGCUCGUUUUGCUUCUACUAUCUUCCAAAUCGAACUAAUUCAGAUACCUCAGAGGCAAUCACAUUGGGGUACCAGCUUGUACUCCGUAGUAUUUACUGCUCCAAAAUUAUAAAUAAAAUGUUAUAUUUCAUCCUCUUUGUGGACUGCAAGGAACCCUAGAACUAGGGAAAUGGUUGGCCAUGGCCCAUGGGCAUAUCAAGAAUUCAAGAGGUUUACCACACCAUUUGUGGCCAUGGGCAUAUCAAGAGGAAUACUUAUUAUUGGAAUAAGUUAUGAAGAUUUGGAAGAGAUGUAUCGGCAAGGGGACAAGGCUGAGACCACUUGGGCUUUCACUGUAUUGGGAUACUUGGGGAAGCUUAUAAUGGAAAUCUUAGGGUACUCAACAAUCCGAGAGAUCAACCCUUCACCACUGAGGAGAUAAAUGAAGUUCGCGAAAAGUUGGCAAACUUCAUUACCAAUUAUUGUCUUUUAUAUUUUCUUGUAAUGAAUCUUAGAUUAUGGAUGUUAGUUUUUCAUAUAAUUGUAAUGUAAUUGACUUUUAUAUUCACAAUUAUAUACUAUUUAAUUUAAUUAUCUAUAUAAUUGGAUACUUUUUAAUGUGA